GAGGGGCGCGUCCGGGACGAGGCGCAUGGUGUUGAGGUUAUGAGCGGCUUGAGGGGGGGUUGGUUCGGCACACGGGGAGAAAUGGCGGUAUGGAAUAGAAGAUGAGUCGUGCACAUCUCCUUUGUCUUACCCGACGGCGUCGUCGUCGCGCAGCAGAAGUUUGUAUUGUGGGACCUGUGGCGUUGGAGGAUCCUGCGUCCCCGUCAGUGUCAUCACUGCCUAGCCUUACAUGGAAAUACUACUUGUUUGGCGGCCUCGUUUUCCUCUUCGGUGUUGCUGUGCCUUUUUGCUGUUGCUGCACACCGGUGUUGUUCUCGUUCUGCUGUUUGCCGAUUCCCGUGACGAUGAUGCAUUCACCCGCUCCCUCAUCUACCGGCCACUUUUGCAGGCUAUUCGGGAUUCGUACUUCCAUGUUGUGGUUUGUUUUGGAUCGAGCGUUCGAUAUCCUGUUGGUGGCGCUGCCUGGUGGUUGGAUCAUUUACCGACUCCUUUGCCGCCCUCACACAGAUGAUGAUGCAGGUGACCCGUCCAGCAACAUAUUCCCGGCGGUUGUUGUCCCCAGGGACGGCACCACUCAGUCCCGAUAGCUAGUUACACUCCACGAAAACCGGAGCGGCGCGGUGAGUGAAUUUGGGGGCUGCGGUGCUCCGGCUCCCACAGUGUUCCCUUUGCUUAUUCAACGCGCAUCCCGAUGCCACCGGAACGGACGAUCCAUGCCCCCUUCCUGAGGCGCCUGUGAUACCGUGCAGACGCCGCCGCAA
Molecule: messenger RNA, 761 nt
Organism: Chaetomium fimeti
Lineage: Eukaryota; Fungi; Ascomycota; Sordariomycetes; Sordariales; Chaetomiaceae
Exons: 1
Coding region: 102-587 (161 amino acids)
Source: RefSeq, a predicted model, not a curated record